Molecule: messenger RNA, 2399 nt
Organism: Clupea harengus (Atlantic herring)
Lineage: Eukaryota; Metazoa; Chordata; Actinopteri; Clupeiformes; Clupeidae
Gene: cyp1a
Product: cytochrome P450, family 1, subfamily A
Biological process (GO): progesterone metabolic process; hormone biosynthetic process
Molecular function (GO): oxidoreductase activity, acting on paired donors, with incorporation or reduction of molecular oxygen, reduced flavin or flavoprotein as one donor, and incorporation of one atom of oxygen; steroid 17-alpha-monooxygenase activity; iron ion binding
Source: RefSeq, a predicted model, not a curated record
UUCUAUCACUCAGAAGCUUUCUAGGAAAGCGACAAUUUGGUGUUUGCAGCUGUAGAGAGAUCGUACACCAGCCUACGGAACUACACCUGUUCAGUGGUCACGCUGAUUUCGGCACACCACAGUACCAGCGUUAUCAUUUACUGCUCAGAAAGAAACCUCAGGGAAAAAACCCAGCUUCAACCAUGACACUGCUGGUUCUGCCUCUGGUGGGGGCCAUGUCGGUCUCCGAGAGCCUUGUGGCCGUGGCAACAGUGUGUGUGGUGUACCUGCUGCUGCAGCUCCGCACAAAAAUCCCGGAAGGUCUGCGCCAGCUUCCAGGUCCGAGGCCCCUCCCCAUCAUCGGGAACGUUCUGGAGCUUGGUGGCCUUCCUCACCUGAGCCUCAGCGCCAUGACCAAGCGCUUCGGCAACGUGUUCCAGAUCCAGAUCGGUAUGCGGCCCGUGGUGGUCCUCAGCGGCUACGAGAUGGUGCGACAGGCACUCGUCAAGCAGGGCGAGGACUUUGCCAGCCGGCCGGAUCUCUACAGUUUCAAGUUCAUCAACGACGGUAAAAGCCUGGCCUUCAGCACCGACCAGGCCGGCGUGUGGCGCGCCCGACGCAAGCUGGCCAUGAGCGCCCUGCGCUCCUUCUCCACGCUGGAGGGCGAGAACCCAGCCUACUCCUGCGUCCUGGAGGAGCACAUCAGCAAGGAGGGUCUGUACCUGGUGGAGCAGCUCAGGACGGUGAUGGACGACAGCGGCAGCUUCGACCCCUUCCGCCACAUCGUGGUGUCGGUGGCCAACGUCAUCUGUGGCAUGUGCUUCGGCCGGCGCUACAGCCACGACGACGCCGAGCUGCUCAGCCUGGUCAACAUGAGCGAUGAGUUCGGACAGGUGGUGGGCAGCGGAAACCCUGCCGACUUCAUCCCCUUCCUCAGGUUCCUGCCCAACAACACCAUGAAGAAGUUCAUGGAGAUCAAUGGCCGCUUCAACACAUUUGUGCAGCGGAUUGUGUCGGAGCACUAUGCCUCUUAUGAUAAGAACAACAUCCGUGACAUCACGGACUCACUCAUUGACCACUGCGAGGACAGGAAGCUGGAUGAAAAUUCAAAUGUUCAGGUGUCGGACGAGAAGAUCGUGGGCAUUGUCAAUGAUCUCUUUGGGGCAGGCUUUGACACCAUCAGCACAGCCGUGUCAUGGGCUGUUGUGUAUUUGGUGGCCUACCCAGAAGUCCAGGAGAGACUUCACCAAGAAAUAAAGGAAAAGGUUGGAAUGGACCGAAGCCCACGUCUGUCAGACAAAUCCAGCCUCCCUCUUUUGGAAGCCUUCAUUUUGGAGCUGUUCCGUCAUUCCUCCUUCCUACCCUUCACCAUCCCACACUGUACCUCCAAAGACACAUCACUCGAUGGAUACUUCAUCCCCAAAGACACUUGCGUGUUCAUCAAUCAGUAUCAGGUCAACCAUGACCCUGAGAUGUGGAAGGACCCGUCCUCCUUCAUGCCGGAGCGCUUCCUGUCCGACGACGGCGCCGAGCUGAACAAGAUGGAGGGCGAGAAGGUGCUGAUCUUCGGCAUGGGCAAGCGACGCUGCAUCGGCGAGGCCAUCGGCCGUGCCGAGGUCUUCCUCUUCCUCGCCAUCCUGGUGCAGCACCUACAGUUCCACAAGUUGCCCGACCAGGAGCUGGACAUGACCCCGGAGUACGGCCUCACCAUGAAACACAAGCGGUGCCACCUCCGUGCCACCUUCCGCCCCCGGGAGGAGAACUGAACGAAGGGCGGGCGGGCAGUCUCCCCCAAAGUUUUCACCCAUGUGUUUUUUUUAAUCUUUUCCAGGGUGUGCGAACCUCCAUAUUCUAUGAAUGGACUCCAUGCUCCAUAUAUGAAAUCCAAUUUGCAUGCAUCUGUUGGCAUCCAGUCAGGGUAUAGCACCUGGGACCCGUGAUCAGGGUACACCCUACUAUUUAUCUUUUGCUCAAUGCAGUCAGUGCAUACUGGAGCGUCUCAACAAGCUUGCUUCUGAUUGGACAGGGAUAUCAGAGAGGAGUCAGAAAUCGCAGUUGAGAAUCAGAUGUUAUGCCCAGGGAGGGCAUUUUGUAGGUAGACAAUGGGAAAAAGAUGCUUUCAUAGACCCAAUUAGGUGAUGAUUCUGCAGGGGAUCUGUCUGGUCCAUUUGAGCCCGUAGCUCCCAGGACACACACAGAAACUUAAUCUAUGUUUAAGGGAAAUAAUUGCAAGUCAAGUUCCCUGUAGAGGAAAGCAAAUCAUUUUGCUCACAUUCAAGCUAAUUCCUCCAGCUCAAGUCAAAACAAUCCUACACUGUUUGAUGUAUCUAUACCGUAGCAGGGACAUAUCCAGCUGCUUACUAAAGUGGGCCAUGUUUGUCUGAAAGGGGAAAGAAGGGUAGACACACAGAUGGGUAAAA